AUGACGCCCACGGGAUCUGGCAAGAGAUUGAAGACCAGCCCCUCCGGCGGGGACUCGCCGGCUCCACUGAACAGUGACGGCGGAGACAGCUCAGACUCCCAGUCACGGGGGCGCAACACUAACUGGUACCCCGGAUCCUGGUCCUCUGUUGCGAGAGUCUCCAAGGCAGCACCAGUUACCGAGGUUGCCCGUGAGAGCAUAUCAGCCGCCAGAAAUGUAGCAUCGAACAUCACUAGCUCAUCCACUUCCCUUCUUGACAACCCCACAAAGAACCGACACCCUUCCAUUCAACUCACACGAAAAGCGGGCGCGUCGACCAGGUCUCUGCCUGCUAACGCUACCACAACCCGAGUCAACGUUGCAUCAGACGGUUCGUCUUCAACUGCUGCCGAAGAGUCUGGGGAACCCACGGCUGCCGAAUCGGCAACAUCCGAUAAAGAAACACUUGGCGAGAGUGAUUCCAAGCCAUUAGAGGAACCGGCCAAGGAGCAGAAGACCACGCCCGACGCCGAGAAUACCCCAUCUACCAAGGGCACCGGCCAAUCCCCUGGUUGGCUUUCAUGGUUAUAUGGACCAUCAGCUACACCUGAAGGUGCCGCGAAUUCGAAUGCCACUGAAUCUACGGAAGCUGCGGAACAUCCGUCGUCCGAAGACCAAAGUAUAGAGCAGGGAGCUGGACCUCCCGUAAAAGACUCCACGACACGGGGAGAGGAACCAGAACCAGUGACAGACCAGAGCAACGAUACUGACGAACCUACCUCCACCGCCCAAAAGCGAUCGUGGCUUCAGAUGUGGUAUGGUAUGCCUAUACGGAGCAAGCAAGAAGAAUCUACACCAUCUACGGCCGCUCCUUCAACGAAGGAUAGUCCUACCGAGUCUUCCAGCGCAGACAUGGCUCCCCCAGAUCCCCCAGAUGAUGCAAAGAAACCGACAAGUGGAUCACAGACCCCAGUCGGAACCACGAGAUCAUCUGGCUGGUCAUUCUGGUCUAAGGAAUCGGCCAAAGCUGAACCAUCAGAUGGACCGCAGCAAGGCGAAGCUAUCGAGGCAUCAGUGGAACCCAAUGCCCAGUCGAAAGCUACACCGGCUGAGCCAAAUACAGACCCAAAUGUGAAGAUAACCCAGAAAGGCAGCGUGACAGUCAAGCCGCCCAAAGACAACAAGGCCAACCUUGAAGACACGUCAACAACCACACCACCCACUGAGCCCCGACCAGCCGAUUUCACCCCUCCAAAACAAUUACAGAAAAUCCUUCCCAAUCAAGUACUACCAAGUUUCGAAGAAACGUACCCAUUCGAGGCAUCGCCUUCGAUUCUGCAGAGCCUUGGUCGAAUCCUGCAUUACGGAAAGGGACCAGAAACCAGACAUGUCAGCAGGGUCAGAGAAGCAGUACGUGUCAGACGCGCCUUGGCUAUUGGAGUGCACGGGUAUUUCCCAGCUCCGUUCAUUCGAAACAUCAUCGGGCAGCCUACCGGGACGUCCAUCCGCUUCUCCAAUAUGGCAGCUGAGGCAGUUCGGAAGUACACCGAAGGCCAUGGUUACUCCUGCGAAAUUGAGAAGAUCGCAUUGGAAGGCGAAGGCCGGAUCACGGAGCGAGUGGACCUCCUGUGGAAGCUGCUUUUGAACUGGAUGGAGGAGAUCCGCAAAGCAGAUUUCAUAAUGAUCGCAUGUCACAGUCAAGGCGUGCCAGUAGGAAUUAUGCUCGUCGCCAAGCUUAUUCAGUUCGGCUGUCUUGACGGUAAGAGAGUUGGAAUCUGCGCCAUGGCAGGUGUGAACCUUGGCCCAUUCGCGGAUUAUCGCUCUCGGUGGAUCAGUGGCUCGGCUGGAGAGCUGUUCGACUUCGCAUUGCCUUUCAGCAAGGUCUCGAAAGAGUACGAAGCUGGUCUCAAAUGUGCUCUUGAUUUCGGUGUUCGCAUUUCUUAUAUCGGAAGUAUUGACGAUCAACUCGUUUCAUUGGAGUCCUCGCUUUUUUCGCCAAUCACUCACCCCUACGUCUACCGCGCCGUCUUCGUGGACGGCCGGGUGCAUGCCCCAAGCUUCCUCUCUCACUUAGUCGGCUUCGCCCUCAAGCUCCGUAACCUCGGUAUAUCCGAUCAUGGUCUAAUCCGCGAACUCAGCACCCCGCUCGCCGGGAGUCUAUACUCAGGAGAAGGACAUUCCCGGCUAUACGACGACGAAGCCGUGUAUGCUAUGGCCAUUCAAUUCGCACUGGAGACAUCUUCCGUUCCAGACUCCUCGCUCAGCAUCAAGCGAGCCAGCAGCUCCACCACGCCAAAUCCUUAUAUUCUCCCCUUCGCUAUGCGCGGUCUCUUGGAAGAAGAACAUGUGCGACGGGAGAUGUACGACGAGACUAUACAAUUGCUCCGCCAGUUUGACGACUGGAAGCCUACCAGUAAAGCCCUGAAAGAUGUCAAGUUCCGGCUUGAGGGUAUUCGAUCCAAGCUCUAG
Molecule: messenger RNA, 2448 nt
Organism: Penicillium bovifimosum
Lineage: Eukaryota; Fungi; Ascomycota; Eurotiomycetes; Eurotiales; Aspergillaceae
Exons: 5
Coding region: 1-2448 (815 amino acids)
Source: RefSeq, a predicted model, not a curated record